Molecule: messenger RNA, 672 nt
Organism: Eimeria mitis
Lineage: Eukaryota; Apicomplexa; Conoidasida; Eucoccidiorida; Eimeriidae
Source: RefSeq, a predicted model, not a curated record
AUGGCCCUAUACCCCCCCCGAGGAGGCCCAGCUACAGAGGAGACAGCAGCAGCUGGCGUUGCUGCUGCUGCUGGUGUCCUUGCUGCAGCAGCAGCUGGCGUUGCUGCUGCAGCUGGUGUUCUUGCUGCAGCAGCAGCGGGCGUUGCUGCUGGUGUUCUUGCUGCAGCAGCAGCGGGCGUGUUCUUGCUGCAGCAGCAGCGGGCGUUGCUGCUGGUGUUCUUGCUGCAGCAGCAGCGGGCGUUGCUGCUGCAGCUGCGGUUCUUGCUGCAACAGCAGCGGGCGUUGCUGCUGCUGCUGGGGUUCUUGCUGCAGCAGCAGCGGGCGUUGCGGCUGCAGCUGCGGUUCUUGCUGCAGCAGCAGCUGGCGUUGCUGCUGCAGCUGGGGUUCUUGCUGCAGCAGCAGCUGGCGUUGCUGCUGCAGCUGGGGUUCUUGCUGCAGCAGCAGCGGGCGUUGCUGCUGCAGCUGGGGUCCUUGCUGCAGCGGCAGUCGUUGCUGCUGCUGCUGGAGUUCUUGCUGCAGCAGCAGCUGUCGCUGCUGCUGCUGCUGGGGUUCUUGCUGCAGCAGCAGCUGUCGUUGCUGCUGCUGGUGUUCUUGCUGCAGCAGCAGCUGGCGUUGCUGCUGCAGCUGGUGUUCUUGCUGCAGCAGCAACUGCUGGUGAUGCUGCUGCAGUAG